Messenger RNA from Hydra vulgaris (swiftwater hydra), 2481 nucleotides. RefSeq names its product gamma-tubulin complex component 4. NCBI's taxonomy places the organism in Eukaryota, Metazoa, Cnidaria, Hydrozoa, Anthoathecata, Hydridae. Gene Ontology annotation, molecular function: microtubule minus-end binding; gamma-tubulin binding. Gene Ontology annotation, biological process: cytoplasmic microtubule organization; meiotic cell cycle; mitotic cell cycle. The record is from RefSeq and is a predicted model, not a curated record. Gene Ontology annotation, cellular component: equatorial microtubule organizing center; spindle pole; centrosome.
AUAGUAAUGCUCAUGGUCAGACGACAUACUUAUUCUUUAAUUGUAAUUAAUUUUGAUUUUAUUAAAGCAAAUAAAAUGUUUCAUGAGCUGUUGGUUGCAUUAUCCGGGACACCUGGAGCUAUUUUUAAAGUUAAUCAAGACAAUAAUGAAAUAGAGGUUACAAAGAAUCUUCCAUUUGUUCAUCCUAGUGAAACUGAGCUGCUCAAUAAAAUCUGUAAAUUAGGGGGUUAUUAUAGAAUGUUUGAGAAUUUCAUAGAAAAAUUCAGUGUUGAUUUAGUUCCUGUUAACAUGAUCCUUAAAACAGAAAUUGUCGAGCAAAACCAGGAUUUACAAGGCCAAUAUCUACAUGCUUUCUGUGCAGGAUUAUCAUUAGUGUUACAGCCGUACCUACUAACUCUUAUUCAUAUUGAAGAUCAAAUCAUGAGAGAUCCACACACUCCAUUGUCACGACUACAUCAAGAACUUGAAGAAUAUUUUUUUGUUUUUCCUACUUUGAUGAAUAUGAUCAAUAAAAUUCAAAAUAAAAAAGUUCAUGGAUGCCAAAUUUUAGAGCUUCUUCAAAAAACCUCUUAUUGUGGAGUUCCUCCAAUCAAAGCUGCUACUGAAAAGAUACUUCAUACAUGUCAUGGUGUUUUGUAUAAACAACUAUCUGCUUGGAUGUUACAUGGGUUGUUGGUAGAUAACUAUCAUGAGUUUUUUAUAGUUGACAAAAAAAAAAUGAAGCUUAGAGAAGAAAGGAAGUUGAGUGAAGAAGAUAAUGUUGAUGGUGCCACUAUGUCAUCAAAUAUGGCUUUACGAGAUGUAAAAGGCAAUGAAUUCAAUGAAGAAAUGCUGUUAACUGAAAGUGCACCAUCAACAAAUGAAAGUUCCAGAAUAACAAUAGUCCCUUCUAUGCUACCAUCUUACAUUCCAACAAGAGUUGCUGAAAAGGUUUUAUUUAUUGGACAAUCUGUUCAGAUGCUCAAAGACACAGAAAAUUUGAAAGCAAACAAUUAUAAUAGUAAAACAAGUAGUAUUUUGCAAGGCAGAGAAACAGAGUUUCUGCAAACUCUGUAUCAGCUUCAAAACCAAUCACAUUUAUCAAUACCUGCUCUAGAAGUUGAAAUUGAUAAGAUAAAAGCAUGUGUUGCUGAGCAAUUGUGGAGAUUAGUUGUAGAGGAAGCAGAUCUCAUGAAGCAUUUGAGGCUAUUGAAAGAAAUGUACUUGCUGGGAAGAGGAGAACUUUACCUAACAUUUGUAGAUCAUGUUUUUUAUUUGAUGAAAGGACCAUCGAGCAGUACAGUAGCUUAUGAUAUCAAUGCUGCAUUCAAGCAAUGCCUUGCCAAAAUUCUUGCAUAUAGUGAGGAACACGAAUCGCUUUUUAGUAUGACACUUGAUGCAUCAGUUCAAGGUCACGAAAAUGAGCCUGGAUUUACAAAGACAACAUGGGAUUACUUACGCCUGUCCUACAAUCCCCCUUGGCCUCUUCAUUUAUUGUUUACACAAUCUGUCAUGGAAAAAUAUGGGGCAUUAUUUACAUUUUUAUUGCGAGUUCGUCGGACUCAAAUUGAACUUCAGAAUGUGUGGUGCCUUCAGAUGACAUCAAGGCGCAAAUUGAGUAAAAAAAAAUCUGCUAGCGUGUUAUGGGCUCUUCGAAGUCGUAUGGCUUUUUUUGUUGAUAAUUUCCAAUAUUAUUUGCAGGUCGAUGUCUUGGAAUCUCAGUUUUCUUUAUUGUUGGAAAAAAUUAAAAAAUUAAGAGAUUUUGAAAGUAUUCAUAAAUCUCACGACUCAUUUCUUAUCACUAUGUUGCAGCAAUCAUUUAUAUCCAUGAAGCCAGUGCUUUCUAUUCUGCAGCAUGUGCUUGAGAUUUGUAUGAAAUUUUGUGAAUUGGUUUCUUUUAAUCGUGAUAGUGAUGAUGAUCUGGAGACAGCACAACAGUACACUCAGGAUUUCGAUCGUCAAACCUCGGUGCUUUUUAAAAUUUUGUCAAGUGUUCGUUCUCACCAGACCUCCCCUCAUCUGGCCCAGCUGUUACUUCGUAUUGAUUUUAAUAAAUAUUUUACAAGAAAAAGUGAGUCAUUUUAAUUUCGAUUGGGCUUCAUCAUUUUUCGUGCGGGGGUUGUUUUGGCUAGUCAUCGUUUCAAUGAAUUCAACAAUUGUGUCAAUUGGUGAAAUAAUGUUGCAAUAUUGAUACAUAUAUAUCUUAUCUAAAUAAAAACAACGUUCAACAGCUGUUUAUCAGAAUGAGAUAAAAUCGAUAAAAACCUCGAUAAAAUCUAAAAGUUCACUCGUGCAAUUUAUUCAAUGGUUACAAUUAACGGUUACGAUGGUUCAAUUCAUCGGUUCAAUUGCUCGGUUCAUUUUAUCCACUUCAAAAAGCUCCGAAGUCAAAGGUUUAACUCUUAAAAGUUCAAGAGCAUUCAGCAGCGCAUAAAAUAUAUAAAACGAUGACUGCAUCUCAUGUUUUAUAUACAAUAUAUAGAUUUAAAUAAAUUUUCACUA